AUGGUGCCUUCGGAGGGGCGUGCCAAGCUCUCCCAGCGUUGGAAGCCGGACCGCUCCGCCUUUACGGCUCUCCACCUGGAUGUCUGCAAGAUCUUCAAGAACCCCAACGCUGACUUGGUGGACAAGCAAGUUGCGCAGAGGAACGACAAGAAGCCUGCCCGGGAUGUCUCUGCUCUCUCGCUGGCAACUACGACGGCUGAUGCUUCGACCGAGGCGCCAGCCACGCCAGAUGCUUCGAUGACUCCUACCAGCAGUGCAGCAGAAGUCUCGGACACGAACUUCGUGGAGGUUCGACGGCAGUUGCUUGCGUACCGGAAUCAGGUUCCGAAGGAUGAUGUGCCCGAGUAUGUCGUGGAGGUGGCCCCCGUGCCGGUUCCUCUGCCACCAUCGAGAGACAUGGGCCUUCCAUUUCGUCAGCAAUCCGAGCCGAUUGUGCCGAGCAAGAGCUCGUCUUCCAUGAUGCGGCGCCAAAUGUCUGCGCAGGUCGAGAGGCCACCUCAGAAGAAAGCACCGCCCCUCGUUGUCUCUGCCAACGCCUGGCGUCCCGCAGCCAAGAAAUCACCAGAGGACGAUCUCAAGCGCCAGGUGCAAGGAUUGCUCAACAAGAUUUGCCCCGAGAAUGUCGCCUCCAUCAUCGAGAAGAUUGCGGCUAUCGAGGUCCAGGACAUCAAGCAGCUGGAGGCCAUUAUCGAGCUCAUGUUCAAGAAGGCAAUCACCGAGCCUCACUACUGCGAGACCUAUGCGGACAUGGUCUUCAGUCUCAAGGCUGUGUACCCAUCGUUUCCAUCACCGGAUGGCGGCAAGCCGAUCACGUUCAAGGGGCUGGUCCUCAAUAUCUGUCAAAAUGAGUUUGAGGAGCUGCUUGCGUCCAACGACAUUAGCGCAGAGCAGAAGGCCAAGCUUGAUGAAGAGGAGCUCGAGUACAUGCGCAAGAAGCGCAAGGACCGCAUGCGCGCCAACAUGAAGUUCAUCGGCCACCUGUUCCUGCGUCAGCUGCUGUCCGCCAAGGUGAUCGGAAGCGUCAUUUGCGAGCUGGUGCUCUGCGAGCAGGUGGAUGACCUCCCAGAGGAGCAUGCACUGGAGUGCGCGUGUGAGCUGCUGCUGGCCAUCGGCUAUACCAUGGAAAACAUGAUUGCCGGCCAGUCUGCACUCACGUCUGUGUGCGGCCGCUUGAAGGAGCUGAUGAAGCGAAAGCUUGAGAACGGCAAGGGCGCUUACUGCAAGCGUGUGCCUACGCGGAAAUGGUGCUCAGGGCAUUGCACUUCUGGGACGGUGCGGGCGUAG
Symbiodinium sp. CCMP2456 is the source of this 1284-nucleotide messenger RNA. Lineage: Eukaryota; Dinophyceae; Suessiales; Symbiodiniaceae. The record is from the annotation of a GenBank genome assembly.